Sciurus carolinensis (gray squirrel) is the source of this 681-nucleotide messenger RNA. RefSeq names its product coiled-coil domain containing 195 (gene Ccdc195). Lineage: Eukaryota; Metazoa; Chordata; Mammalia; Rodentia; Sciuridae. The record is from RefSeq and is a predicted model, not a curated record. The transcript has 3 exons. The coding region runs from base 1 to 588 and encodes 195 amino acids.
AUGGAAGCUAACACCCAGCUCCUCAGGGUCCUCCAGGAAAUGCGGGCAGAGAUCAGCAAACUGGAGAAGGAGAACCAGGCACUCCGCAUGAAACUGGCUUCGGGUAGAGCCUCAGGCUCUGGGGGAGAAUCAGGAGAUGAAAGGGAAGAAGAAGCCUGUGGCCCAUCUCCAGCAGAGCUUCGUGCUGAUGCAACACCAGCCAGGCCAGAACACCAAGGCAAUGUCAUGAUUGUUAGGCGCUACUCCAUUUCUUCGUCAGUUCAUUCAUUUGCUGCAAAUGAUCCCUGGAAAGCUAGGAAAAGACAUCCAAAUGGUGGAAUCGUGGAAGCUCAGGGACCAGUUAAAUCACUGACAAGUUCUUCAGUUAAAAAGCAGGACAAUGAAGACAAAAUGUUGGCAGCAGAUUCUUUUAGCAACAAUAGUUCCAGCCAAAGAGCUUCUCCUGAGCAUGUUUUUGGGUGCAGGGACAAGAUCAAGACAGUGAGCUUCCUGUUACCCAUGGGCGUGUCUUCGUAUUCCAAAAAUUCAAGUUCUUUGAAAUGCUCACCAGAUCAGACGUCCAAACAGCUAAGCGCCAUUGCAGAAUAGCACACAGAAGGCAGUGAAUAUAAAAAGCAGUCGAUUCCCAAGAGGCCUAGCUGAAUGGGCACCUUCCCUUGCCCAGAAUUCUGGCAAGGUGAC